Messenger RNA from Cucurbita pepo subsp. pepo (vegetable marrow), 818 nucleotides. Its product is annotated as SKP1-like protein 1B. NCBI's taxonomy places the organism in Eukaryota, Viridiplantae, Streptophyta, Magnoliopsida, Cucurbitales, Cucurbitaceae. Gene Ontology annotation, biological process: ubiquitin-dependent protein catabolic process. The record is from RefSeq and is a predicted model, not a curated record.
GUUAUCAUCGGUGGAUUUUAAUCUUAAGAGACGUGUUUGUGGUCAGAUUACUCUCUUCGUUUCGCAACGCAGCGCCUCGGUCUGGGUUUGAGACCUCAUCGAAUCUUCCAGAAAGCGAAAUACGGCACCAUGUCUUCAGGCAGGAAGAUCACGUUGAAGAGUUCCGAUGGCGAGAUCUUUGAGGUCGACGAAGCUGUGGCCUUGGAGUCACAGACGAUCAAGCACAUGAUUGAAGACGAUUGCGCCGAUAGUGGAAUCCCUCUCCCUAACGUCAACAGCAAGAUCUUGUCUAAGGUUAUCGAGUACUGCAAGAAGCAUGUCGAGUCCCCCAAGCCGGAGGAUCGUACUGGCUCCGUCGACGAUGACCUCAAGACUUGGGACAGCGAAUUCGUCAAAGUCGACCAAGCCACCUUGUUCGAUCUCAUUCUGGCUGCAAACUAUCUCAACAUCAAAAGCUUGCUAGAUUUGACAUGUCAGACAGUGGCUGACAUGAUCAAGGGGAAGACUCCUGAGGAGAUCCGCAAGACAUUUAACAUCAAGAACGACUUUACGCCCGAGGAAGAGGAGGAGGUUCGUAGGGAGAACCAGUGGGCCUUUGAAUAGAAAAGAAAUAAAGGAGUGAAACUCUGAUAUGAUGGUACUUUUCUCUUGUCGCAUGGUAAUGUAUGAUGCUUGUUCUGUGUGUUAUGUUAAACUCUGUGAUGUUCGUUGGGUGUUGAGACUAUAUUCUACAAUCGUGUUAUCUUAUCUUUCAUCCAACUUACCUGACUUCAGCAUCUUUUCUUUAACAUAAACAUGAACCCGUGAUUGCUGCUUCA